UAUAAAAAGGAACUGUAAUCCCUUACAUUCUUGAAUGGUGAAAUUGUAAUGACUCAAAAAAACAGAAAAAUGUCACCUAAACAAAUGGGAUUCAUAAAUUAUGAUGACUUAGGUUGCCCCAUGAAACAUUGUUGGAACUUGCGCUGGAGAACGCACCGAUUUUCCCUCGGAUUUGCCGACGGCGGGACAAGCCGACUCGAAGUUCCAAUUUCCAAGGUGUCAAGGUGACUCAAACAGAAUGGACGCCUGGGCCAAUCGUCUACUCGUCAAACUUCUCUGCCAUCUGGCUUUGAGCUGUAUGCCAGCGAUUCAAACCGCGGGUCUAGGUUGUCGAGAUGAUAAUGGGCGUGGAGUGGAAUGGUUCGUUCUGUCGAAACUGCCUCGCUUACCCACUCAGUCUACGCCCAAGUCGUGGCUGCAUCUCGGCUUGGCUUACGCUUACAUCACAUCGUCCAACCGCCAGCUGGGUUGGACUUUGUCCUCGAAAUCAAUCGCCGACCCAGAGUCGGCCGCGGGUCGGACAUUGAGUCCGUUGUAUCAAAGUCCUUCGAAUGAGCGAUUUUAUCUCCUUUAUAAUGACGAACAUCCCGACGGUCGCACUUCUUUUACGCAUGGCCAUACUAAGGGGGUCUUGUCACUGGAUCGCACAUCCGGGUUUUGGCUGAUUCACUCUGUUCCCAAAUAUCCACCGCCGCUAACUAACACCAGUUACGGUUACCCGCAUACGGGUCGGAUGUAUGGUCAGAGUUUCUUGUGUAUUUCGGUCGGCACCAAUGUGACAGCCGAUCUGAUCGGUCGUCAAUUGCAAUAUCACGACCCUUUCAUUUACGAUGUGUUUCUACCCGAUUGGAUGAACGCGGUGUAUCCGGAUUUGGCGACCCUGGCUCAUGGUGGACACGACCGUGUCGCUCCUUUUGCUCAUCAGGCCGUGUUUCCGGCACUCGAUGGUCGCGCGUAUUUUGUCAGCUUUGCCAAAUAUACGAAAUAUGGACAAGAUUUGUACGAUUCGAUGGUCGCACCCGGCCUUCGUAGCGGGCUCUUGGUCGAAACUUGGCCCAAUGGUCCGGGGAAGCUCAACUCCAGUUGUCAAAGCCAGUAUGAGGUCGAGAACGUAGACGCGAUCGAAUUGAAUUUCCAAUCGAAAAUCCAGUUUAGUACGCAUCAUGACCAUUCCAAAUGGGCCAUUGCCAUCAAGAAGAAUCGGCCUUUCGUUUGCGUGGGCGAUAUCAAUCGCAUGGAGAGUCAGAAACAUCGAGCAGGUGGUACUGUGUGCUUCAUGAACUUAUCGGUUUGGAAAUCUUACCAAGGGAUCAUUCAUCAGAUCGAAACUUGCCCCAUUAGUUGAACAGAAGAGCGGGAAAUCAAAAAAUUGCCAUGGAUGAUGUAUUUAAUACUCGCUCUGUAUGCAUAAAAACUCUCGGAAAUGCUC
Messenger RNA from Tigriopus californicus, 1429 nucleotides. RefSeq names its product deoxyribonuclease-2-alpha-like (gene DNaseII). The coding region runs from base 239 to 1345 and encodes 368 amino acids. Gene Ontology annotation, biological process: apoptotic DNA fragmentation. The transcript has a single exon. The record is from RefSeq and is a predicted model, not a curated record. Lineage: Eukaryota; Metazoa; Arthropoda; Copepoda; Harpacticoida; Harpacticidae. Gene Ontology annotation, molecular function: deoxyribonuclease II activity.